Molecule: messenger RNA, 5637 nt
Organism: Melanotaenia boesemani (Boeseman's rainbowfish)
Lineage: Eukaryota; Metazoa; Chordata; Actinopteri; Atheriniformes; Melanotaeniidae
Product: sodium/potassium/calcium exchanger 2-like
Exons: 12
Coding region: 370-2319 (649 amino acids)
Biological process (GO): long-term synaptic depression; calcium ion transmembrane transport; long-term synaptic potentiation
Cellular component (GO): membrane
Molecular function (GO): calcium, potassium:sodium antiporter activity; calcium channel activity
Source: RefSeq, a predicted model, not a curated record
GUGAGGGAGAGAGGUGAGCGCAUUUGGAAGAGCAGCUUCCCUCCCCACCCCACCUCUCUUUCCAAAGCUCCUCCUCUGUCGUCAGUAAACGGUCACAUUUUGCUCAAUGAGAGCAAGAGAGGGCACCGGAAAGGAUUUCCUAAUCUCAACGUGCUGCUGUUCCGCGCGGCUGUUUUCUCGCCUCUGUCAAAGCAGAGGCUAAUAUGAAGACAUCAUUUGGCAAACCAGACCCUGGAAAGCACCUGAAAUCUUCUCAUCUCAUUUGAAGCUGAGGACAACACCAUGCAUUGUCUCCGGUAAAACCUGCUCCCCACUCUCCCCUCUUCCUGACUAUCUUUUGAGAGUGAGGACACCAAGAGCUGCACAGACAUGGGUUCAGAUCAACCCUGCAUGGACUCUACAGAGCAAAGACCUGUAUUGGGUCCUGGCCGCAAGCAGGUGGGCCGCCAGUGUCUGAGGAAAAAGCUAAGGCCUGUGCGAAUCUUAGGGUUCGUCUUCAGCCUGGUGGCCUUAAGUGCUGUCUCCGUCAGUGCCUUUACCUGGAGCUCAGGGGGUCUCAGUGAACCAGCACUACCCCAAGAGAGUCUCCAUCAGUCGGCCCCCCACAGGACCCUACUUUUUACCCAAAACCAGAGGGACCCAAAUGUGUCAGCUGACAUGCCCAUAGCCAUGAGAUCUACAGCAGAUGGCAACCAGAGCCAGGGGGAUUACCCGCCAGACAUUUUUAGCCUCGAGGAGAGGCGUCAAGGUGCAGUGGUCCUCCACAUGUUUGGCAUGAUAUACAUGUUCAUUGCCUUAGCCAUCGUAUGUGAUGAGUUCUUCGUCCCAGCACUGACGGUGAUAACAGAGAAGCUCACCAUUUCAGACGACGUGGCUGGUGCAACCUUCAUGGCAGCAGGCGGCUCAGCCCCAGAGCUCUUCACCUCCAUCAUCGGCGUCUUCAUCUCACACAGCAAUGUAGGCAUCGGGACCAUCGUAGGCUCGGCCGUAUUCAACAUCCUCUUUGUCAUCGGGAUGUGUGCCAUCUUCUCCAAGGAGAUCCUCAACCUGACAUGGUGGCCGCUCUUCCGUGAUGUGUCCUUCUAUAUCCUGGAUCUGAUCAUGCUCAUCAUCUUCUUUCUGGAUAACUUCAUCUCCAUGUGGGAAAGUAUCACGCUCCUCUCUUCCUACGCUGCCUAUGUGAUCUUCAUGAAGUGUAACAGCAAAGUUGAGGGCUUCGUUAAAGAUUGUAUGCACAAGAACCAAGUUGUGGAAGUAGAGGUGCAGCCCAAGGAUGAGAAGGCGAGUCCUGGGGCGCCAGAGGAUGAUGGCAAGUUGUCGGCCAGGCCUCGCCUGCAAAGGGGAGGUAGUUCAGCCUCCCUGCACAACAGCUUGAUGAGGAACAGCAUUUUCCAGCUGAUGAUUCACACGCUGGACCCUUUAAGUGAAGAAUUUGCUGAUUCUGAGCUUGGAACUUAUGGGAAACUAAAAUAUUAUCACUCAAUGACUGAGGAAGGUAAAUUUCGAGAGAAGGCAUCCAUCCUUCACAAGAUUGCUAAAAAGAAAUGCCAAGUGGAGGACAGUGAGAAGGCAAAUGGAGUUGCAAGCCGCUCAGAUAAGAAUCUUCCAAACAGCUCCAGUGUGGAGGUAGAGGUGACGCCACCCAUGAAUGGAACAGCAGGGCAAGAGGGGGAGACGGCUGAAGAUGAGGAAGAAGAGGACCAGCCUCUGAGCCUGUCCUGGCCCGAAUCCAACCGCAAACGCUUCACCUACCUCUUCAUCAUGCCCGUUGUCCUCCCCCUGUGGCUAACACUGCCUGAUGUCAGGAAAACGUCGUCAAAGAAGUUCUUUCCCAUCACAUUCCUCGGUGCCAUCUGCUGGAUUGCAAUAUUCUCCUACUUAAUGGUGUGGUGGGCUCACCAGGUUGGAGAGACCAUUGGGAUUACGGAGGAGAUUAUGGGCCUGACUAUAUUAGCAGCUGGAACCUCCAUCCCUGACCUCAUCACCAGUGUCAUUGUGGCACGCAAGGGGCUGGGGGAUAUGGCCGUGUCCAGCUCUGUGGGCUCUAACAUCUUUGACAUUACUGUUGGGCUACCCUUCCCCUGGCUCCUGUGGUCCAUCUUCAGCGGCCUGAGCCCAGUGCAGGUCAGCUCCAAUGGCCUCUUCUGUGCCAUUGUGCUCCUCUUCCUCAUGCUCCUCUUCGUCAUCAUCUCCAUCGCUGCGUGCAAGUGGCGCAUGAGCAAGCUUCUCGGCUUCAUCAUGUUCAUGUUGUACUUCGUCUUCCUGGUGGUCAGCGUCAUGCUGGAGGACAGGGUGAUCACCUGUCCGGUGUCUGUCUGAAGAGCUGUCAAGGAGCUGCCUCCUCUCCAUCAUCACCGCCGACACCACCACCCAAGAACCAUCCGUCUUGUCCGCUGUUGCUCUCACCUGACCCUUGUGAUCCUUUACAACUGGAAGAAAAAGAAGAGUUGUACAUGAGAAUAGCGUAAAAAUGUGAAAAAAAAAAUAUAUAUAUAUAUAUAUAAAACCUCCAGUGAUUUUCACAAAGCAGUUGGUGAUGGUGGAAGGAGUUGAACAAACAUGAAAACAAGACUUUGACUGGUUUCACAUAGGCUUAACCUGAGCUGGUUUUUAUUUGUGAUUAUUUCACUAGCAGGUGAGGAGGGAUGGAGGUGGCAGGGUGAUGGGUGUAUGCCAAAUAUAGAAGUAUUAUGCAUGUCUAUAGUUUUACUAGAAAAGAUGGAAUCAAAACUUGGUCUGGUAGGUUGGGAAGUUUGACCUGUGAAAAUAUAAAACAACAAAUGCAGUGACUGAGUUAAAAUCAUGAGCAUAUUUGUUCAGCUGACUGAGACGCCUUCACCAGGAGUGAAUAAUGGAUGUGGAUGCAUUUAUGGAUGAAAAAAUUGCAGACUGUGUGGAGCAGAAAGACUUGUGGGCUUUGCACCUGAACAAGGAAUAUUCUCACUGCGUGGACAAACUUUCUUCUUCUUGUUCCGUUUUUUUUUUUCACUACUCUGAUUGUGCUCCAUCUGAAUGACAAGCACUUUCCCUCUUUCCUGCCAGAUGUAUUUAACACCACUCAAUGUUUCUUCAGAGGAUUUUUUUAAUUUUUUAGAUUCAUUUUCAUGAGAUAUUACUAGUAGCAUUAGUUCUACUGUAGCAGUAUUAGUUCAUGCGGAGCCAUCUUGACAAUCUGCUCUGUUUUUCUUUUCUUUUUGCCAUGUUUCACAAGUCACAUGCACCAACUAACAAAGACUAGAAAAAAAACCUUAAGUGAAGUUUAGCCUCUUGAAAUAUAUGCUAGCCUUCAAUAUAUUGUACUGGUUGGGAAAAUGCGCGAGUACUUAGACUCAUAAGUUUUAUACUCAAUGUUAAAAUAAUCCAUUUGAAAAAAAGAACUUUACCUUGUUUGCAUGGCUGACUUGGAUCAGUCAACGUGUAGUGCUUUGUUCACAGUAGAACUUGGCUGACAUCACAAACUAGUCAAGCUGUUGAGGUAGACGUUAAAUGCAUGACAAAAGAAAAAGAACCCUGUGGGUGAGUAUUAGCCUUCCAAUCAACAUUUAAGAAGUCAUAUACCAAGAUAUAAACUUUUAAAAAACAUGUUUCAUAACUUCUUAAUGCAAGCCAGUGCUCAAUCUCUAUGUAGAACUUGUCAGAACAUGUAUGGUCAAUGAUAUCUAUCAAACUUGUGCAUUCUUUUUUAAUCAAAGGUGCUUUUGUUUGCAUGUGUGCAUUAAAGCUGCAUUUGGAGUCAUCACACAAUGACCAUUACUUAAAUUAAUCCAUAAUUAGAGAUUGUACUACACAUGUUAUACCAGUGUGUAUAUAUAUAUAUAUAUAUAUAUAUAUAUAUAUAUAUAUACAGCCUGUGUUUUAUACUGGAGAAACAAAUCAUAAUCACAAUCUAUCUUUAAGCUACUAGAAUGUGGAAAUCACAGCAGACUUUACAGCAAUAUACCAUGUGUCGUCGUUGAUAAUAACAUCCCUCAUGCGUCUGUCUCCCUCUGUCCUUUUUGUCUGUUCUAAAAUCCAGUGAUGUAAAGUGGGCGACCAGUUCUCCUAAAAUGAACCCCUUCCUCUUAGAGCUGGUCAGAAACACCUACUUUACCUCAACACAGCCUCUGUACAGCAGCAUAGUAGAAGUUAACUGUAAAAUAAUAGUAUAUAGAUUCUCUGAAUGUGUGAGGAAAAAUGCAUGUAAGGAACUUGGGCUGGUUACCCACGGACUGUACAGCAGAGCUUAGAACAACUCUAUACUGUAUGUUAACUUUUAUGCAUUCAUUCAGAGAGAAAAAAAACAAGAACUCAUUAAAUUUUUUGUAAAUAUUAACUCUUUUUUUUUUUUUUUUUUUUUUUUUGGCAACCAAAUGUUUUACAUAUAUUUUACUCACUAUUAUUCCUUUAUAUUUUUGUAAUAUUGGAUGGAAAAGGAUGUCAAUAUUGUAUGCAGGUGACCCUUUAGUAUCAUCAUUUAACCAAGCAAAAAUACAUCAUUUCAGACUACUCUGCACCUGAUUAGGAUAUUUCAACUGGAAGCAUGUCUGCUCAGUCUCUGCUUAGUAAAUGAGGGCUUUAAAUACCAUACUGCCUCGUCUAAUUUAACAAACUAAGUGUUACUGCCAUUGUGGUUUCUGUCAUGUCAAAAGUGCACUGGAAAGAAAACGCCUACAUUGCCCAAACCCAUAACUGUUAUCAGUGAUCUAUUCUCCUGUAUUACAUUUUUUUUUUUACCACCCAGAUUGAAAGAGUCAAUUUAUGGCUUCUGUGAUGAAUCAUGUACAUUGUGAAAAUUCUCCAGUGCACAUUUGCCAUUAAACUCUUCACUCAGAGCACCCACACACUGGCAAAUGUGAUCACACUUCACCUCCAGUUUCUUCUCACUAUUUCUUUAAAUGAAUAGUUUUAGGAAAUGCAGGGUACUUUGUGUUCUUUCUGAGUUAGGAUGAGAAGGCGGGCACCAUCCCUGUAGUUGAGCAGCAUACAGUUAGCUUUGCAUGAGCACUUGCUGAGAAAGGUUUGCCAAAUGAACAUGUUGCAUCUUAUCUGUACUAAAUCCAAAGUGUGAAAACAACACGUUAUGGGUAAUAUGGUGACAAUUCCUCAUUCCCACUCUUGAAUUCAGUGUCUGACUUCUCAUCCAACAACAGGAAAGAAUUCAAAUAAGCCUGUUUACCAGAAUAAAUUUAUAAGGAGACAUUUAAGUGCAGUGACAGGUAAGAAAUGCCCCUUUAAAGAUUUGAGUUCAUUUACUUGAGUUUUGCUUGAUUUUAUACUAUUCCUGUUGGCUCGCCUUCUUAAAGCCCCUCAUGUCAAGACAAUAAGUUUCAGAUUAUUACGUGGUAUAUUUUGCGUGAGAUCACAAAUAGAGAGAAUAACACACAAGAAAAAAAACUAUUAAAUAGGUUCAGCAUGUGAGCUUGACAUUGAUUGUGGUUUAGCGAGGUAAACAACCUGAAACUUAACCACUAACGAACAUUCUUGCACUGUAAAUGUUUUUUUUUUCUUGGUGUUAAUGUAAGAUUUAUUUAAGGUGUACAUAUAAUGUAUACAGAUAAAAAUUAACCAUAUAAUCUAUAUGUGUAAAAGAAAUAUGUCUCUUUAUGUAAAAACACAAAGUAUAUAAUAAACACAAAUAAAGAUGCUAAUUCAAAUAUG